UUAUUCGCUUAUUUUUAAGGACGAUCACGUGACCUUGACAGAUAAUUAAUGCGGUUACUACGAGCAGUUUUGGAUCGGUCUCGAUGAAAGUGAUGCUAAUAGAAGCUGCGGGGUCUCAUUACAUUUAGCCCACUCCGGCAGAGUUAAAAUUAGAAACUUUGCCGGAGCUCAGGGUUCAGUGAACUGACGCUCCUGGGAUGCGGAGAAGCCGCGCCCACCCGGACCACUAACAGAAAACUGCGCUCAUCAGGAGGAGUCCAGCAGGGAGCCGGAGCCGCAGCAGGUCCGUCACUUCCUCAAAGAGGACUUCUCAUUGUUUCAGUACGAUCUGAUCUGGGAAAUACAUCUCAUCCAAGACAGCACGGACACAGAUGUCCCUUUGGCACUACCAGCCUCCUGAACAAAAUGCUGACUCUUUGGUGAGGGUCAGAAAAUGAACUCCUCCUGCUGUGAUCCUCCCGUCAUCAUGUAUCAGCAGAGCUCAGGAUCUGACCUCAAUGCCAGCUGUGACUGGCUGCCUCCUCACUGUAACUGGACAUCAGUGGAUAGAGCGCCACAGCUGCCUACCUUUUCUACAGCGGCCAAAGUCAGAGUGAUCAUUACCUUCAUCCUGUGUGGCAUCUCCACUUUCUGCAAUUUGGCUGUGCUGUGGGCAGCCAAUGGUCAAAAGCGCAAAUCCCAUGUCCGAGUCCUGAUCAUCAACCUGACUGCAGCCGAUCUCUUGGUUACCUUCAUCGUGAUGCCCGUGGAUGCUGUAUGGAACAUCACAGUUCAGUGGCUGGCUGGUGACCUGGCCUGUAGAUUCCUGAUGUUCCUCAAGCUACAGGCCAUGUACUCCUGUGCCUUUGUCACAGUAGUAAUUAGUCUGGACAGACAGUCAGCUAUCCUCAACCCUCUGGCCAUCAGCAUGGCCCGAAAAAGAAAUAGGGUCAUGCUGAUGGUGGCGUGGACUAUGAGCAUCUUAUUCUCAAUCCCUCAGAUUUUCAUUUUCCAUAAUGUGACCAUCACCUAUCCAGCGAACUUUACUCAAUGUACCACUAGGGGGAGCUUUGUCACUCACUGGCAAGAAACAGCAUACAACAUGUUCACCUUUUCCUGCCUAUUCCUGCUGCCACUGGUCAUAAUGAUUAUCUGCUACACCAGGAUCUUCAUACAGAUCUCCAAACGGAUGACAAAAAAGAACUUGUCCUCAAAUGAGCCACAUCUCCGCUGCUCCAAGAACAACAUCCCCAAAGCUAGAAUGAGAACUCUGAAAAUGAGCAUCGUCAUAGUGAUCUGCUUCAUAAUCUGCUGGACACCGUAUUACCUGUUGGGUUUGUGGUACUGGUUCUUCCCAGACGACCUGGAGGGAAAAGUCUCUCACUCCCUCACCCAUAUUCUGUUCAUCUUUGGGCUUUUCAAUGCCUGCCUUGACCCGAUCAUCUACGGCCUGUUCACCAUACGCUUCCGCAAGGGACUGAGGAGCCGCUACCGUAAAGCAGAAGUGAUGUCGGACCUGGAGACUAACGCAGUGAUGACAGAGUCUUUGAAAUGUACUGCCACUGUUUUGCCCUCUAAAAGAGAGAUAGUCACUGCUGAAAAUGACAGCAUCUGUGGGCAGGCUGAGGCAAAAUCCUCUGAUAGUAGGUGUCUGACUGUGUUCAGUCAAGGAGGAGGAGGAGGACAAACUCACCAUUUCAGCACUCAGUGCACAAUAUAAGUAUACCAUAUUGUUAACUGAACUGGGUGAAAUAUUUCAGGUUUUUUCAGUUAUAUCUGUUUACUGGACAUGUUCACAUUCAUACCUGACAAGCAUGUAUAGAAUAAAUAUGAAAUCAGAGUAUUUCUACCACCUAGACGUCUAGAUGUGUGUGUAGCGCUUGAGGCUGUCUGUUUUACUUAGAGGUUAUAUAAGAUCUUUCUGAACAUAUUAAACAUGUUUGGAGCUCUGUGUUGUGUAACUGGCUCCUGUUUUAGUUUACCACAUACAUUAACUAGUCUGGAAAAAGCUUCAGGACUGAAUGAAAAAUGGACGGUCUUCAGGGCUGUAUAAGUAUCACACAAACCUUUGGCAGAAAACUACCAAGGUCAUGCUACAGAUGCCACAGAUAGAACAAAUCCACGGAUUAACUCUAAUCCAUUCUCUGGUUAAAGUGUCACUCCAGCUUUUUAUUAUGUGAGGACAGUGCGGAUUUGUAUGUACAGUAAGUUAAGUCUAACAGCUGUAUCAGAUGUAACCACACCAUAUGUCAUAUAGUAUGGUGCAUAAUAACAUGAGCCUGAUAAUGAAGCAGCUAACUAUGUACCCACACUGUGACUGUCUUUUGUCAAAAAGGCCUUCAGAAGUUCCAGAUUUUAUUGCAUUCUAGUAAAACAAGUUCUAAAAGAUCACAUUUGUGUUAGUUUAUUUAUCAUGAGCAAUAGUCUUAAAGUCUUAAAGAAAUAACUGCCAGCUGUAAUAAUGUGGAGAUAAUGCAGGGAAACUGCUGUA
Molecule: messenger RNA, 2470 nt
Organism: Scatophagus argus
Lineage: Eukaryota; Metazoa; Chordata; Actinopteri; Scatophagidae
Product: gonadotropin-releasing hormone II receptor-like
Exons: 4
Coding region: 434-1699 (421 amino acids)
Biological process (GO): G protein-coupled receptor signaling pathway
Cellular component (GO): membrane
Molecular function (GO): gonadotropin-releasing hormone receptor activity; peptide binding
Source: RefSeq, a predicted model, not a curated record